Acipenser ruthenus (sterlet) is the source of this 2042-nucleotide messenger RNA. Its product is annotated as transcription factor Sox-7-like. Bases 373 to 1455 code for a protein of 360 amino acids. Gene Ontology annotation, biological process: cell differentiation; anatomical structure morphogenesis; regulation of DNA-templated transcription. NCBI's taxonomy places the organism in Eukaryota, Metazoa, Chordata, Actinopteri, Acipenseriformes, Acipenseridae. The transcript is spliced from 2 exons. Gene Ontology annotation, molecular function: DNA-binding transcription factor activity, RNA polymerase II-specific; RNA polymerase II cis-regulatory region sequence-specific DNA binding. The record is from RefSeq and is a predicted model, not a curated record.
CUUCUCAAACUCAGAAUCAGGCUUUAAGGAGCGCACAACUGCACGCAAUUGUCGAGUCUGCUGAAGAAUCAUCUUAAAAUAUCACCUGCAAAGCAGCGAGCAUAAGAGACGAAUACGAGAUUGUUUGAGAAAGUAAGAGGCAGGAAAGAAGACAACACACUAUUUAAAAUCACUUUUAAAAGUGAAAUGUUCUUUAAGAACACGUUUUUCAUCUUUAAAAAAUAAUCGGUGAAAAAAUAAGUUUUUUUUAAAAAAAAUGAUAGUGGACAAAUUAAGACAGAGCAAAUAAACCAAAGCAAAUUCCUAAAAGUCCCGGAAAGAAUAAAGUAAAAAUCAAAACUUAAAUUUACUUCCACAGCAGGGCGCGCACAGAUGUCUGCUCUGAUUAGUGCCUGCUCCUCGUGGCCGGAGAGUUGUGAGCACUCGCCCGGAGAAGAGGACCUUUCAGACGGACGCGCCUCUCAAAGAUCCCCGGAGGACAAGGGUUCGGAACUCCGCAUCAGGAGACCCAUGAACGCGUUUAUGGUUUGGGCUAAAGAUGAGAGGAAAAGACUGGCAAUCCAGAAUCCAGACCUUCAUAAUGCUGAACUCAGCAAAAUGUUGGGCAAGUCUUGGAAAGCUCUGACCCCUUUCCAAAAGAGACCAUACGUGGAGGAAGCUGAAAGGCUGAGGGUGCAGCACAUGCAGGACUACCCCAACUACAAGUACAGGCCACGGAGGAAGAAGCAGCUUAAGGGUAUCUGCAAGCGAGUCGACCCCAGUUUCCUGCUUAACAACCUUUCUCCAGAUCAGAACUCCAUCCUGGACAAGGAGGAGGAAAAUGGCUACUCCUGCAGUCCAAGUCUCCCCAUCAUCAGAAGUUUUAGGGAGCCUCCAGGCUCUAACAGCAGCUCUGGUAUUUACCCAUAUGGGCUGCCCACCCCACCUGAGAUGUCACCAUUGGAUCAUAUAGACCAUGACCCGUCCUUCUACUCCUCUUCCUGCCCCGAAGAAGCUUGUCCCCAUGGGAACAGACAUACCUACCAUCCCGAAUACAUCCAAAGCAACAACCAGUGUGGUGGUCACCUGGGUCAAAUGCCCAUGUCUCAAGCAGGGUCUACCAUGAUUGCCUCUGCUUCCAGCUGCUCACCCCCACUCUCUUACUACAGCCCACCUUAUAACUCCAUGCACCACCACAUCCAAAGCCACCUGAGCCAACUGUCCCCACCUCCAGAGCACCAAAAUCUGGAGACCUUGAAUCAGAUCAGCCAAGCAGAUCUCUUAGGAGAGAUGGACAGGAAUGAGUUUGACCAGUAUUUAAACUCCACAGGCCACCCAGAUCACAAUGGGAUGACCAUCACUGGACACAUCCAGGUCACUCCAGCAGCUUGUACCAACAGUUCUUCAGAAACCAGUCUCAUCUCCGUGCUGGCUGAUGCUACAGCAGCUUACUACAACAACUACGGUAUCUCAUAAACCAUACAAGGACUACUAAGACAGAAACAUUUGGAUCCAUCGGAACGGCUCAGUAUUUCUGCCACAGGCAGAGAAAGUGAGUGCUAUAAGAGACUUAAAGUAGUGAAUGGGCAUCUCAGGGUUGCACGGACAAAAUACAAUAAAGUGAAUCAUUUAUUUUAUAUUCGUGUUGGUAAUAAGAUCUCCACUGUACUAAACAAGUUUAUGGAACUGGUUUGUGUUGACUGUCAUUGUUGCCUGUAUAAAAGCUAUUUAAUGUGUUUACAUAACAAUUGCAUUUUGGUUGUCUUGAAUUUACUUUAAUUGCUAUUGCUGUUGUUGUUUUCCUUGGAGUUUGGGCUUGUGUCUGUAUUACGUGACUGACUUCCUCUCUUUUUCUUUGAAUGACAUGUCAAGUAAAUCCUACUGAAUGUAAGAACAUGUCCAUGCUGCAUUCAUUUUGGCAUAAUAUGAAGAAAACACUUUGUAUUGUUUUGAUAGCCUUUUGUUACUGGGCUUUCUAAAUAUUUACUCUUUAAAAAAAAAAAUUGUUAAUUUAGGCUUGAGAAAUUGAUUUAAUUUAAAUAAAAUAUAAACUUUUAUACACA